This is a messenger RNA of Leishmania major strain Friedlin, 6522 nucleotides long. RefSeq lists its product as hypothetical. Lineage: Eukaryota; Euglenozoa; Kinetoplastea; Trypanosomatida; Trypanosomatidae. The record is from RefSeq and is a predicted model, not a curated record. The transcript has a single exon. The coding region runs from base 1 to 6522 and encodes 2173 amino acids.
AUGAGCGAGCGAGGCACGAAGGUCACCGCAUCCCCGUCAGCGCGCUGUCGUGGGGGAUACCCAGCGGCGGGCGAGGUAGCCGCAGCGGAGGCAGGGUAUGCAGUGGCGAAGGCAGAGUCGUUGGUGGCCGAGGCGGCCGAGUUGAUGGCGAGCGCCGCGCCCCCACGCCGAAAGCUUCGUGACGAGAGCGAACGCGCCGCGCAGGUUCUUGCGCAGGAGCACUUGAAGAUUCUCUUGCUUGUGGGGCGCCGCGCCAACGCGGUAGCGGACAUUGAAGACCUGGUGGAGGUGGCCGACGCCGUGAGGGAGAAGACGCGGCAGGAGCGGCUGAACCUGCUGCCGAUGCCAGGGCCCCACGCUACAAGCGAUGUGGCGACAGCGCCUUCAGCAGGUAGAGCAAGCCCGCACCAUCAAGACAGAGGAAGCGGACAUGCCACAGAUAGAGCGACCUCGGUGUCUUUGCUUGACCUGGCCGCGGUGCGGUUUCAGGUGCACAAGCUGAGCAACGACCUCUUGUGCAACGGCAGCACCAAGCUUGACGCCACGCAGCUGCGUCGGCUCGUGUAUGAGUUGGACGACCAUGUGGACUCGGUGGAGGAGGUUCUCGAGGUGGAGGCGGGCGGUGCGGCAUCGACAGACGCAGAGACACAGCCGCUCCGCGGGACAGCAGGAGCCGCUGCUGCGGCAGAGCCGCUGCCACGCCGAUCGCUGCGGCAGCGGCUGCACCGCGCGAAGAAGGAGCAGAAGGACCUGCUCGAAGCCUCGUCCAACUUGCUACACAUGGCGUGGCUCACGGAGAGCGUCGACGCGGAGCUUCUGACGGACAUGCAGCAUCCCCAGCCAACGGAGACGCGCGAGAACCGAUCAACGGGCGCAGGGACAGUGGCCGGGGAACAGGCGCACGGCGGGAUUCCGUUGACGGCGAAUGAGGAUACGGCCGCCGCAUUGAUGCGCUACACACGUUGCCAGCCCAUCCCCGGCGGCGCUUUAAACCGUUCGCCGACCACCUCCGCGGCCAUCACGGCGACACGAGAGUCUGGCAAGGCGGAGCCGGACCCUCACGAACGCCACCGCGCUUCUCUUGAGACAACGGUCAGCGAGCCCAGCAUGGUGCCGUUCUCCCUCACCGAUCUCACCGGUGGCACUAAAAUGGGCUGCAUAAGCACGGCAACCCCGACGCCGGCUGCCGGCGGCCAGCAGCAGUGGGGGAAGGGCCUGAAGGACACCGGUGCUGUUCUAUCCACGUCUACCGCUCCCUCGCAUCGGCUGAACUUGCUUCGCUUCAUGUCGGAGGUGCUCGCUCAGUACGAGUUGGAGCAUGUGGAUGCAGCGAAGCUGCGUAAGAACCGACCGCUCUCGGCGCCGUCGAUGCGGCUCCAUCACCAAGCAGCGUCGCCAUCCGCAGAGCGGGACUGCCAGCAGGAGAUCGAUGGGGCCAAGGAGGUGGAGGCAGGCCUCAAUGUUGCAUGUUCGCAGCCGAUAGAGGUGACUGCGGGAGAUGACGGGGCUCGGCGCAGUGCGGACGGUAGACUUUCAUGGGCACGGCGGCCUCCCUCGAGCACGCCAGGCGCCAUCGCCGCCACCGAUGGUGGCGCGCAGUCUUUACAGACAGAUAGCCUGUGUGAGAAGCACUGGCACUCCUCUGAAGCAACACAUCACCGACAGAACUGGCGUGGCAGUAGUACGAGUCACGAUGAGAAGGUGCUGCUCGGUGCACAGCUGCGCAACCUGCGCACUGGGCUGUUGCACGACCUGCAUGAACUUUGCACGACUCACAACUACGUGCGGCUCAUCGAAACCCGCCGACGCGAGCUGACAGAAGGUGUCGGCAAAGGCGACGCCGAGUACGCGGCGGAGAUGGAGCACAAGCUGGCUGGGCAUCGUCUGCAACUUGAGGCAGCAAAACGCGCGCGCGAGGAAGCUGCGAGGCGUGAAAUGGAGGCGGCAGUGCUGGCGCAGGUGUGGGGACAGGAGGGCAACAGACCUCGCACAGGUAGCGACAAGAGGUCUGUCACUUCUGGCGGUUCGCAGCGGACGGUUUCCACCGAGGGCUACAGCAAGCAGCUCAGCAGUGCCGCAGCCCUGCGGUCGGCGUCGCCAAGCAGCGGUGCGCUUCAGUCUGACAAGAGGCCUUCAGCGACGACGCUUCUGCAUGGCGCGACUGUGCAAAGUGGCCCGACUGCGGAGGAGGCGGUGGUGGCCGCGCCAGUCGAGACGGAGCUGCUGCGAGAGUACCUCGCGGACAAGGGCCUUGUCUUCACCGUUGUCGGAGUGAAGAGGAGCCCUCACAACUUCGCGGGGGAAGGGGCUUCUGCGGCGGAGGCGCACGCCGGCGCUGCAGCGACGCACCCCAAGAAGAAGGGUGGCUGCCGCGCAACCCUCGGUGAGGCUAAAGGAUCUAAUCGCUAUCUCUACUACGAGCUUCGCGUGGAGAAGCCGCUGUCUGCUCCGCCGUUGGAAAGCCCGGGUUUCGACGGUGCCACCGGCGACGCCACUCCUGCACUUGCCUCGGGCAGCUCCAUGGCCGCGGUGGUGCAGGUGACCACACCUCGAUUGAUGAACCUGAGGAUGACGGUGGAGGCUGGGGCGGCAGUGGAGGAAGUGGCGAAAGGGCAGCUUGUGACAAUGAGAGUCACCUCUGGCGCCCCAGCUCGGCGGCUCCUCACGCUUACACCUGCGAAGCCCUGCAAAGCUAUCUCCUACGCACAGGCCUUCAUGUUUGGCGCUAUGGACGCUGCCCGCGGCAGAGAGCAACGGCGUCGGUCCUCGCACGACAUGUGGGAGGCGAGCUCGACGGCUUCUGCGGCCUUUGUGCUUCCCACCGGCGACCAAAGUCGUCGCAGCGGGUCGCGCAGCUCGUCUCUGGAUAGCCGCAAAAUUCGACCUGCCAAGCGGACACCGCUCACGACCGGUUCCGCGGCGUGCGGCGGCGGCGGGGCCUCGAGGCGGUCGAAGAAGGGUGUUGCUGGCACGGACAGCAAGGAGCACACCGGGGUGAAGGGGCCCGGCAACGCGUCGAGGAGUCCUGGAGGACAGAGCCUUGAGAAGGCACACACGCCAAGCGCAUCAGGACCGGUCACAACAGCGGACAUCGAGACAGCGAAGAGGACGCCGAGGCGAGGCAUGCUAGCAUCCCCGACGUCUCUUGCGGGAGCGGGAGCCGCCGAUGCGACUGCCACCGCGCUCACCGAAGCCUCGCCAACGAAUAGCAAUCGUGUUUCCAAGACGGCUUUGUCCGGCGCGGCGGCGGUGAUGCUGCAGCCGUCGAACGCCUCUCUCAAAGCGAGUCAGCGGUCAUUGUCGAACCCGAGGCAGCUGCCUCACAGUCCGCCUCUCUCCUUCGUGCCACGCCCUGCUGACGAAUGGGGAGUGCCGCAUGCACACACGGAGAUGGAGGCGGCGGAGAAGAACGCGGUGAUAUUGACAGUGUUGCAGACCGGCGAUGAGGGCGACGCUGUCGGUGCGGCGCAGGCGCUGACGUUGAUGACGGAGGAAGAGGUGCUGGCGGCAAGAGCGUGGUCUGCAAAGUCGAAGAGCGAGUGUGGCGGGGCCGGUGCGUCUGUCUCAGAGCAGGGGCGGGCGUCUGUGAACGACAGCGAUACUCUCAGCUUGAUGGAGGGGUGGGAAUUGUGUGGCGCCGCCGCGUUCGCCAGAGAAGGUGCUGAGGGGCAGAGGAUGAUGGAGAGUCCGUCCGCGGCCGAUGCCGGCGUUUCUUCUGUGGUGGACGCAAUCGCGACGGCGAUCCUGCGCCAGGCGAUGAUGGACGGCGCUGACAGCGAAUUCAACGUUGACGCGAGGGGAGGCUCUGCGAGGUCUGGCGGCUUCAGAGCUGGCGUGGACGGGGAAGGGUUGACCGACCCCGCGCGGCUGGCGACCGAGAAGGAAAUGGCCGCAUCGCACGUGCUUCACUCGCCAGCGCCCGUAGAGGAAGAGCAUGGCGGUAGCGCUUCUCGCGCCGGCAGCCAUGUUCCACCGCUCUUCCCCGCCACUGAGAUCGACGCCCCCCAACUGUCGUCAUUCCCCCCAAAGAGGCAGGCGCAGCAUGGUGGAGACAACGAAGCCGCCACCGGGCGAGUCUCAGGUGGGCGGUUCAUGCCGGAGGCCUCGGCAUCCAGAGCGCACCUUGUCUCCGAGUCUGCAAGGCCGCCAUCGGCGAAACCGAGGACGAUGCCGCCGCCGUUGCUCAUCACCUCACAAUCACGUCCCCUUCACUCCCUAGAGGCGGGGAGCCACGACGGUGGACUCAUUCGCUUCGACUUCCCUGACGACGGUGCCGCUGGCGCGCCGGCCACGCCACCGCUGCCGCUACUGUCCCCCGCGAAGCCACACCCGCCGCACAAAGCAUCUCGUAAGGCAAUGCCUGCUCACAGGUCUGCCACGGAGGCGCCAGCCGGUGCGGCUGGCACCGCACGCACAUCACCAGUGCCGCCGCACUGCAUCGAUCCGGAUAACGACAGGGCGGAGCAGGAAGCGUUUGUGCCGCCACCGGUCGUGGUAGUGGAGCGGACGCCAGGCAGCGCAAAGCCGUACAUGCUGCUCCCACGUGAAGCAGCGGCAAGCUUGCUAGGCCCGCCGCUUCGCGACAUGGCGCGUGGGCGACCCGUCAGCAGCGGUACUGGAAGGCGCGCCGGUCUCGAUUCCGACCCACGAGGAGGCGCCGCUGCCUUCCACAAGACGAUGGACGCUGCUCCUGUUGCUUCGCUGUCGCCCCUGGCAGCGGCGCACUCCGUGCUGCCCACAACCGGGGCUGCGGCAGCGGCAGCCGCUGAUACGGAGACUUUAUUGCACGUGCAGAAGUUUCUGCAGACCAUUAGGGGCGGAUCCCCGCGUCACGGCGCGACUGGAGUCGGCGGCGUCGACCCGGCGGCAAACAAGCGCUCGCCGCAGACGACGAAGGGUGCAGCCGCGCUUGCGCUGCGCACGGAGCUGGACCAGCUGCAGGAAGAUGCUCGUGAGCUCUUCAUGAUGGACCCUGUGCGGUACGACACCGUGAUCUCGGAGCUGAUGGAGCAGGCUGCUCGCGCGCUGUUGCAGGGGUCUGCCCACGCUGCAGCACCAUCACCGGCUGCGAAAGAAAAAGGUGGGCCCGUGGCAGGUGCGGCGCCGGCCUUCCCCCACAGCAGCCCUUUGCCAGCAUUGCGCGGUGGAGAGUCUCAGGCAGGAGGCGGCGCUGACAGUUUGACCGACACAGCCGCUGCCGCGACAGCAGCAUCCUUCACGCAUGAGAGGCCUUUCUGCACAUCAGGUUCGGUCCCGUCAAUGUUUGCGCGGUUUGAAGCAUCAGAGGCGGAUGGGGAUGGGCGGGGCCGUGGUUCAGACCUGAGUCUGCGUGCACCGCAGAUGAACCUCAGCAGCACCAUCACGACAAAACGAGGCAGCCGUGUCAACAGCGCAGGCGGUGGCGCGUCGGUGGUUUCGCUGCUGUCGUCGCAUGACACGUUUGCAUCGACACGAAGCCGUGUCUCUCAAGCAGCGGUGGUGUCACCAGGAGACGGUGAUGACGAUGUUGGGAAGCAGCGUCACUCUAUCGCGUCGUACCCGCCACAGCCAAGGGCGCAGCGGCGCCCAACGCACACACUUGUCAUGAGGGACGGCGCCAUUGACGAGGCAGCGAAGCAUCACCGCACAUCUUGCGCAGACGCGGCCGCCGAGGUGGAGCGAAUUCUCUUUGAGCAGAUGAAGGCCCAACUGCUGCUGCGAGCCAUCAUUGCUAAGAUGAAAGAACUUUGGCACACAAAACAGCAGCACGCCGAGGCUAAAAACCGUGAGCGCCUCGCCAAAUACAGACAGCGCUUGAUCAAGCGCGGCUUGGCUGCCGCUUGGCCGCUGGAGCACCAGCGCGUGCUCCAUCUCCAGAAGUUGAUCCACCUGCUCGAUCGCCAGGUCGGUCGCGUGCAUGGCUGGCUGCCGCACUAUUCCGACUCCAACGUGCUCAUGGCCGCACCCUCUCUGGCACCGCCGCCUCGCAGCACAGGCGGUGCAAUGCUUCCGGCUGCGUCGACCGGCACUCAAGCGCCCCUUGUAUUGUGGUGUCGGCAACGGAGCCAGACGACGCUCGACGCCGCGCAGGAUGUCGAUGGCGUCUCGGAGGCGCACGUGUGUCCGCGGUACCUCCACUACCUUCCGCAGCGCCGCCUGUUCCGCUACAUGCGCCUGGCAAAGGAGCGGCGCGUGCUUCCUCUCCGGCUCGUGCGCGCUGACAUCCACCGCAGCCACAACCGGCAUCUCCUCCUCGGCUACGACAGGAUCGCCCUGGAGGACGAAGGAGAGGACCAGGGCAGCUCAUACAAGGGCAGAGGGUCGGAUGGUUGGCCGAAGCGGAAGCUGCCGCGGAGCCGUCGCGGACAACCGCACGAUCGUGCUGUUCCCUUCCAGGAAAGCCGGUACGAGGACAUGAAAACACGCGGAGAACGUGAGCGCUACCUACGGCGCCUGCAGCGCACGGCGGCCUUCCAGAGCGUUUCUAAGAUGUACUCACCGCGAACGCGGCAGGAGGCCGAUUUUCCACCCCUUUUCCACUGA